Maylandia zebra (zebra mbuna) is the source of this 11249-nucleotide messenger RNA. Its product is annotated as clavesin-2. Gene Ontology annotation, molecular function: phosphatidylinositol bisphosphate binding. The record is from RefSeq and is a predicted model, not a curated record. Gene Ontology annotation, cellular component: trans-Golgi network; clathrin-coated vesicle; membrane. NCBI's taxonomy places the organism in Eukaryota, Metazoa, Chordata, Actinopteri, Cichliformes, Cichlidae. Gene Ontology annotation, biological process: lysosome organization.
GCCGGUGGUGACCGUACACCGACCGGAUCACAGACUCUUGUUGUCAGUCACUUUCCCGGCGAACAGACGGCAGCAGCAACAGCAGCAGGCGGAGCGGAGACGGCAAUCCCCCCACACGCACACAUCUACCCCACCCCUUUCAAAAAACAAAAAAAAAAAAAAAAAAACGGAGGCAGGAGGGGAACAAAACCUUGCGGGACACCUGUGCUGCUGGAUUCCCUCUUUUGGGGCUUUCAUGAACAUUAUUAGAAACCUAAAUUCACACCCAGUUUUUGGGUUAUGUGGACGAGCAGCGGAGAUCAGUAAAACUGGGAUGUAGACGCAGAAAAAAGCGGCCAAAUCUGCUUCGAUUGGACUGUGGCGAAGCCGUCGGCGGCACCACCAGUAGCACCAGCACCAGUAUUGGUCGGUCGGCGGAUGGAGAUGCGUUGUGAAGGCGGAGGGAUGAUGAUGAUGAUGAUAUAGCAGGUUGCUGCAGGGUCGUGCCGCAUUGCCUGGCCGCCGCGAGCGACGCCGGGGAGUCGGUGAUGCUGUCAUCGUCAUUGUGCCACAGAAAGAGAGAGAAAGAGAGGAGAGGCUCUGACAUGGAGGGAAGCGGAUGUCUGUCGACUCCGAGCUCAGGCCGCCCGGAUCAGCAGGUUGGAUGUACCGCCUGAAGGCUGGAGGACCUGAUUCAUGAUAUACAUGGUGGGAAAUUGUGAUAAAGUUGAAUUCUUUGUGGUGGAACUGAUUUUUUUCUGUGCGCAAAAAGUGAAUGGCCCAUAUGUUGAUUAUGCAUCACAGGAGCAUCAUAGCAGCUGCGUGUGUGCCAGUUCAGGGUGGAUUACGUCUACAGAGCAGCAGGCCUCCAUCUGAAGUCAGCUACUGAUCAGGAAAGCGUGAAGAAAACACUUCAGUAUACUUUCUUACCCUGUUGCUGCUCCGGGGGUAACCAUUUGUACUGGUGUUUCAUUGGAAGCUGGUGUGGUGUGAUCCCCCGUGGAGGGACAGCUGUUGCAAAAGAUGACUCACUUACAGGCUGGUUUGUCUCCAGAGACCCUGGAGAAGGCCAAGGUAGAGCUGAAAGAAAACCCUGAGACUUUACACCAGGACAUCCAGGAGGUCAGGGACAUGAUCAUCACCAGACCGGACAUCGGGUUCCUCAGGACAGACGAUGCGUUUAUCCUCAGAUUCCUCCGAGCCAGGAAAUUCAAUCACUUUGAGGCGUUCCGGCUGCUGGCACAGUAUUUUGAGUACAGACAGCAAAACCUAGACAUGUUCAAGAACUUGAAAGCAACUGACCCGGGCAUUAAGCAGGCCCUGAAGGAUGGUUUCCCUGGCGUGCUCUCCAAUCUGGACAGAUAUGGCAGGAAAAUAUUGGUCCUGUUCGCUGCCAACUGGGACCAGAGCAGAUACACGUUUGUGGACAUACUGAGGGCUAUCUUGCUGUCACUGGAAUCUAUGAUAGAAGAUCCCGAGCUGCAGGUCAACGGCUUCAUCCUCAUCAUUGACUGGAGUAACUUCACCUUCAAGCAGGCAUCCAAACUGACUCCCAGCAUGCUGCGACUGGCGAUUGAGGGACUACAGGACAGUUUUCCUGCCAGAUUUGGAGGGAUCCACUUUGUGAACCAGCCCUGGUACAUUCACGCUCUCUACACCGUCAUCCGACCCUUUCUUAAAGACAAGACAAGGAAGAGGAUUUUCAUGCAUGGUAACAACCUAAACAGCCUCCAUCAGCUCAUCCACCCAGAGAUCUUGCCAUCGGAGCUUGGUGGGAUGAUGCCACCCUACGAUAUGGGGACAUGGGCUCGAACACUGCUGGACCACGCAUAUGACGAGGAGACUGACUACUGUCCAGAGUCCUACACCCUAUCAGUACAAGACCUGGAGAGAGACCUGGAGAAAAACCUUUCCCCAAAGACCAUGAAGAGGUCUCAGUCGGUGGUGGAACCGGGAGUCCUGAAGCGACCAGACAAAGUCAAGAGCGAAGAAGACAACAUGCAGCCGCUGCUUUCGCUGGACUAAACCGUGCAGUCACAGCUCAAAAGCAUACUCAAAUCAAUAUUUACACACACAAAUACACUGACUUACUGUGCAAAAGCAACACGCGCCCUGAAAAACACCUUCCUCCAGGAAAUGCUGCUGCUGCUACUGUUGGAUUCACCUUUUUCUCCAAAUCAUGGAAAAGCAAGCAGCAAGAGAUGAGAAGGACGUUUCCUCAGACUUAAGGGCAUCCUAAGAGCUACUGAUGGUGUUCUAUAUAUUUAUUUAUUUAGUUAUUUGUCAAGUGCCAAUUCCAGAAACUGUAAAUUAACGUCUUUAAACAAUCCAGUAUGGAGCAGGGAAGAGACACUCAAGAGAGUGAGUUGUGAAAGUAUAGAGUGUUUACUGCACUUGUACAGGAUACAGAUGAUAAAGAAUGUGGAAAACUGAUCAUGAAACUUCAAAGAGGGCUUGGGGCCAGAGCUCUUGAGCUACAGUUUUUCCUUUUUUUGUACAGUAAUUUGAGGAAAAAUGCCCCAUAUGGGCAAGAAGCACGGCUCAGGAUCUGCAGCAGUGAUGGCGAUCAGCUUGUUUAACCUCCUGGACCCAAACUGGCAUACAGGCAGUGGGUUUACUGGGAGCUUAUUGGGUGUUUACUGGGGGUUUGGCAUCUUUCCUUUGAAAACAAUGGCCGAACUCUUGGUUCUCACUCCAGUUAUCUCUUGGAAAAGCAAACCCCCCUUUACGGUAAGAGUUGGCUCUAUGUAUCAUUUGGUUUUUUUUGUUGUUUUUCUUUUUAGUCAUUCUCUCGCUUGUUUCUGACCCAUAUGUCACAGAGCACAGUGCUGUCUUCUGCCAUUAGGGAUAACACAAAGCUGCUGUCUCUUAUUUUUAACAUAGACGCACAUAAUUACAUAUUUGUUUGGGAGACCAAAGAUGUAUUUUCUGAAUUUCGAUGGACAAAUAAAUGAGGCAAAACUUUGUAGAAGCAGGGAAAGGCCAAGUGUAUUAUCUUCUCCUGUGACGUUGUGACACAUUUGUUGGAUGUAAUGACAUUAACGAGCUUCUGAAAACAUAUUCCCAUCAUUUUAACACGGUAUGCGUAUUAGAUAUUUAGAGAUUAAAGCAUCACAUUGGUAUGUUGUUGACCGAUUAUUUCCUCCUGUAUACAACAAAAGCAGACUUUUUCCUUUUUUAAAUGAUCCCAGGCUGCCAUUCACAGUUUUUAAAUCCAUUUGAACUUAUUAUUAGUAUUUUAUAAGGCAUUUAAAAACCAGCUAUUUGUCGUUUGACACCCUAUAAUUACCAGAUUAAUCUGAAGAAUUAAAAUGCCCACAUCACUGUUUGAUGAGAAAAUUAUUCCAUUACCACUGUCAGGAAGUGCAAAUUUUAUCCUUUUUGUGUUAAGUGUUUGGUUUGCAGCAUCUUUAAGGAUACCCUCUGAAGCAUGAGAGUGCUGUUAGAACAUCCUGACAGCACCUGAAUGCACCGAGACAUUUUCAAUGAGGUAAUUGGUUAACUUCAAUAAUUUAACGAUUCAGCUGAUAAUGACACACAGUGAUUAAUAAUUUAUUAAAUCCUGGAUUAGAGUUAAUUGUAUUGUUAGAAUGGCUGCAGUUAUUUUCUGUACAGGGCAGUUAAAAGGCUUGUAUUAAGUCCUAUUUCAGGCUAUCUGUCACUGAAGUGGUAACAGAGACUGCACUUGACAUUUUAAAAGGAUAUUAAGGCAAACAAAUUGUUAAUGACUAAAGUCAAAACCAUCCCUAUAAACAGAUAUCUGUAUAAUAAUAUGCAUGAAACCAUCCCUUGUUUCCAACGGAUAAUCACAUUUGAGUUUGUAUGCAGCCAGGUAAAAAGUCAGUCAAGCAAUCAACUGUAGUCUGAUGAUAAUGUCUCUAUUAUUAGAUGUCUUAUUUCAAAGAUUCAGUUCAGCAGUCCAGCUCAUAGGUUCACCAACUGUAGUCAAAGUAAUACCAGCUGUCUGCUGCAUUUGAACCCUUUAACAUCCUGAAGCUCUGUCCAGCAAAAAAAACCCAAAUUCCCCCAUGUGAUGUUCCGCUUGUUUUACUUUUGCCUCUUUCACUUUGUUUAUUCCACCCUUUGUGUUUUUUAGAUGGAGAAGGCUAACUAUAGAUACGAGGAAAUAACGAUAACAUAGUGCACUCAAAAUUAUGAUUUUUGAAGUGAUCCUCCUAAAAAGAAUCAGUUUAAACGCUGAUGAUGUCAUUAUUAUAUGUAUGGCACAGUCAGCGUUUACUCGAGUUCAGAGAAAAGUGUAACUUUCAAGUGCAACAUUUUAUACUAAAUUAUAAGAUUAAUUACUUUAGCAGUCCAAACUGUCCUUUAGAAAAUAGUAUUUAAACUGACACAGUUUGUUAAGUUAUGUGGAAUUUCUCCAUGCAUGUAGCCCUGAAGCAGUUUGACAUACUUUAGUUUAGGUUCUUCUACAUCAACUAUUCACCUUGGGCACACGAAGUGCAAAGGUGUGACAACCAAAUGUUAAGAAGGUGAAGAGCACAGCGGGAAGGAAAUACGCGCCUCUGAUGGGCAGAGCAGCAGAGUGAGGCUGGCAAACAGACAGCCGAGCAGAUCACAGAAUAAAGGCCGGCAGGCAGGGGAGCGUGAGGUGGCCCGCUGCAACGAGAGCAGACAGCUGAAAUGUUAAACUAUCACACCAGCGCACACGACAUGUCAGCCCCGCUUACCGCAGCUCAGAGGCUCUACAGGCUGUAUCCUGUGCAAAGUCGAGUCAGACUUGUUCUUAAUGGUUUCUCCUUCGGCUCAGUGUGAUCCGUGUGCUUCCACUGAGGUUUAACAUCAAACACAGAGAGAUAAUAAUCUGGCAGUGUGAUGGCGAUACUGUGUUUUUACUGAAUAUGUGAUCAGCCUGAUCCUCUAAGAGCAGACAGUAGCUACAGAAACAGUUUGAAUAGGCUGUCAUGACACAUAUUAUUGUAUGAUUAAGUCCAUUGUAGGGUCUGAUUCAAUUUUUAUUAUAAAUUCAACCUUUGCUGCAUCUACUGCUCGAACUUUGUGUUCAAGGAGUAAAUUAUUUAUUUUCAGAAAGAGGCACAUAAUAUAGAGUUCAGACCAAACCUAGAUUUCCACAAGGUGUACAGGUGUAUGAUAUAUCUGUGCAAGAAUUUUGCCAUUUGUACAAUUACUCAUUAUGACAAAAUCCAUAAAAUAUACAAUUGGUUCAAUAUUUUUUUCAUGCAACUAAAAUGCUGUGGAGCUUAUUUGGAACCAACCCGAUUAGUCAUCAUAUGCUAAAUCCGUUCAUUAUUUCAUUAUAUAACUGACCUUGGAUCUGUAAAUAAUAAUCCACUCAUACUGCUGCCAAUACAUAGUCAUCCUAGUACGUCAAACGUUGUCUUUUUGUCUGUGCUGUCGCACAAAUACCUAAAAGCUGCCCUCUGACGUUGGUAGCUUGACACAUCGGCUGUGGCAGAAUGAGACAUGAACAGACAGUGGUCCUGUUUUUGCAGAGCAGCAGACAGACAGUGGUGGAGUGUCCACGUUUUAUUUUGCUUCGUUUGCACUCACUUUUUACGUUAAUAGGCUGGUUAGGUUUAGGCAUCUCAAACUCCUUUUUUAGUCCAGUUGGCUAAGACGAUAUCUUGAUUUGUUUUUAAAUAUGCCAUUUGCAACAGUAAGCCUGGACAUGUAGGUAAUCCAUAUAAAUCUGAUGAAAAGACGCAUUUUAGAAGCACCCAUACAUAACCACUUGGGUGUGGUGUGACAGACCUGUCUCAGUAGCUGUUGUAUUAUGGCACAGGUGGCAACGAACACCGUGUGCAUAACUGUGAGACUUCAGCUGCUUUCUCAAAAUGGCAAUAUUUGAUGCCCAAGGAAGUAGAAAGGAGUAUCUCUCCUGACAUCCCAUAAAACCAACAUCAGUAUUUCCUCUUUUGUAGAUGGAGACAACUUAAAUGAGUAUAUUUUGUUGUGUGAUGUAAUUGUCUUAGUUUGUCACCAAGUAAAACUACUUAGAAAACCACAAACAGUACAAGGCUUCUAGAAAACCGGCCGAUGUAAUUGUUUUAGCAUCAGUAUUUGGUUUAAUUAUAAUGCUGAUAUUUGUAGACAGAAAACAAGAUCUUUGAUUUCCUUUAAUAAUCCGCUUGUAGUUCUACUGACCAAUCAUGUUGAAGCAUGUUAAAGGCUUGUGCUGGACAGUGGAGAACAAACACAUACUUUUAACUACAAGCUCUAAACCAUAGGCAAUUAUUUGAGAUUAAUUCAGGUUGUUACUUGCUUUUUAAAAAUUCAUAUUUAACUGUGUUUUAAAAGAAGCACAGGGAACAGUCAGAUAUUGACCAGUGUCCCCAAAAUCGAUAGAUUCCCAGAUUGAUUCUGAUGUUGCUGACAGCAGUAGUGCUUUUGCAGCCACAGUUCUUAGUUCAAAUGCCCCUGUGUUCUCUUUCCUGAGAAACAAACAUUGUUGUCAAUAUAUUUCUCCCAUUUUAAAUAUGAUUAUGGAAUAAAUACAGCAAAAGACAAAGGUCAUCAUCAUUUAUUUCUCAUGUACUGCAAAAUUUGAAGGUUGACAUACCUGCUAAUUUGUCUUUUUAAGCUAUAACUGACCAAUCACUGUUCAGGGGAUGGAUUAAUGAGAAGAUCAGUUCUCUGUAAAACCCAGUUUAGUCAGCUACAACUAAGUUUUUCUGCAACUGCUGCUUGCUGGGUUUUUGUUUCUGAGAGUCAAUACAAGUCAAGUUCAAUCUAGACAUUUUUAUUAACAACAGCUAAAAAACAUUUUUUAAAAUGAUCAUAAUCAUCUCUUCAACAUUGAACUCUAUUAAAAGGAAACUGCUUUUGAUACACUGCAAUGAUUGCAUCAUUAAAAGUCAUUUUAAGGGAAGAAACAUAAUAUGUGUUAUUUGAACUCCUUUUGUGAAGGCAGCACUCUUUGUUUACAGGAUUUUAGUGCCAAAGGUCUCUGUGACUUCUCGGCGCUUAUGACUGUGACAAAAAGGGUAAUAGGGAAGAAAAUUAUAGAAGAUUGCACUGGCAUCAUUAUCUGAACCUGCACACUGUCGUAUUUCCUACAGAAAACUCCAGAUAUGCUAUCAGCCUUAAUCACAAAAUGGCGCUGAAGCAGUAAAGAGGCAGCGCAGAAUCAGACAUGUGAGAUGAAAAGGAUUAGGUAAGCGCUGCAUACCACAACUUCUGACUGACAGCCAUGCUUCUGUGAUUACUUUAUCCAAAUUCACCUGCAGAAUAAUUGCAAAUACAAAUUUAAAAGUACAUUUCAUUCAUGUGAGAUUUAUUUGCAGUCAACCCAGGUUAAGCCUAAAUGUUUUGCAGCAAUCUUUGAAAACAUCAAAGCAUCAAAGAUUGGAGGAAAAUGUGAUCCACUUAAAUAUCAUGCUUUGUGUUACAGACCACAAGUCACAGGGGAGGGUUACCACAUACCUGCUUGGCUGUUUAAUCAUCCUUUUAAUUCACAUUUUAAGACAGCAACUUCAUUCAUCAGUGACAUCUGAUGAGUCGUUCAGACGUUGGUUAAUAAUUAGGAUUAAUACAUAAGGCAUGGUUCAUGUACCAUGUAUGCAGAUGAUAAUAAUUCUGACAGCGGAAGGCCUCACUGUACUUUGCUGUUGCAUGUUGAUUUGUUCAAACACCCACUUUCACACAGUUAAUUACUCGCAAUGUAAUUACAUCAACUCCUGCUGUUUUUCAUCUUUAACAGGAAUGUAAUGGUUUGUAAGUGCCAGUGUAGCUAAACAAACUAAACAGUAAGUCAGACGAUGGGGUUAAUAUUCAACUAAAUAAUGCCAAGUCUCCGAGACUAAAAUGGUUAUCCUGCAAGAAACAAAUCACAAAACUAUGGAUGGUGCGCCAUUAUUAAUUCAUCUACUGGUUUAUUUUAGUCUUUCUCACAAAUUUACAGCUUUAACCUGGUUUACUUCCCUGCCUGGGUUCAUUCUUCAGUUUCAGCACAUUUCAUCACAGCAGCAUUUCACAAAUGUGUCCUUUUCUGAUGUUUGUUGUCAGUGCUGGAAUUAGUUCACUACUAAUGAGGUAAAAGUCUAGAUUUGUUAUCAGUAUCAGUGCAGAUGUCAAAAAACAAACCUGAACAGUAUUUUCAGACCAUUCGAACUUAGAGUAUAAAUGGUCACAGUAGUUACUUGAGUAGACCAACUUCUGGCAGUCAUGAGGAUUUUUCCAAGAGCACUUUGCAAGUUUAAAAUUAUCAGUCACACUCCAAACAACAAAGUCUAAUCACCUUUUGUUCACACUACAAUAGAAAGCUGUUGUCAUCAUGUGUUUUGGUUGCUGGUUUUGUUCACUAGAUGUUGUGGAUAUAUUUUUCACAAAACUCAUGCAGUAGAACAGAGCCAAUACAGUCUGAAUAAGAGAUUCAGGAGAAAAUGUAAAGAUUACUACCAUAAACGGACACACACACACACACACACACAUGGUCACUCACACAGCCACUGUAGAUGCUUCCAGUUGUUAGGAUAAAAAGUUUACAUGAACUAAACAUCUGUAUACUGCUUGAAUAUAGCUAAACUGUAUCUCACUCAGAGCGUCCUGCAGGUUCACUGAUUAUUUUUAAGGUUAAUGUUGGUAUCAGAGGUUGUUUUGUUCAGUUGUAAAUCUAAAUAGAAUGAAAUGAGACACAGUGUUUUAUUACAGAUAUACUUUAUCGGGUGAUGCUUUGUGCUUUACCACACAUGCAAGACUUUUUCUUUUCUCUUGUCAGUAUUUUAUUAAAAUUGCUAUCUAUCUUGUUUAUUACACAGAUUGUUGUAUGAAGUGUAUACAGAAAUAUGAGUUUAAGAUCUGUUCUUAUUUAAGAAAUUCAGCAUUUCGAAUGUUAUUUCUGUGUUAUUGUUAUGUCAUUCCUUCUGAUUCUUGGAUCAAAGUAUUGCUGGGCACAUUCAGACACCAGCUAUAAGAGAUGUAACAGUAUAUCAGGCUUUGGGCUUUUAAAAAAAUAAUCAUCCCGGAAGCAUUCAUGGAGGUCCUCAAAUGUUUGUAAUUUUAUCUGUAAUUUUAAUAAAUCUGAAGUCAGCAAUCGUAAAAAACAAAACAAAGCAAGAGCCAAAUGCUGCUUUUCUCCCAUGCAACAUAUCAUUUCAUGACACACAAAAAAGAGAGACAUGAAUGGGACAUCUGUGAAUUCAUUUCCAGUCUUUUUUUAACUACAGAGAAGCCCAAAUCUGCAACAUGAGUUCAUUUGUUCUUCAUUUAAUUUUGAGUAGCUUAACUAAUCAUAAUUAAUGCCGUAUUUGCGCACCACUGAGCAUGGAACGAGCUCUGCAGGAGUUGCAGAUGUAUCUGCAGUUUUCAAGUGACUUUGCAGUUUGAAGCAGGGUGAAUCACAGCUCAGAUUGCAGCACUUUAUCAGCUCUUUGACACCUGAACUUUUCUUUUUUUUUUAAAAAAAAAUAUGAUUGCUUUCUUUACUGAACAAACACAAUGAUAAUCUAUAGCCAGCAUCAGUUUGAAAAAAAUUCACACCAAACAAAAAGCUGCUUUUGUUUAUAGUAGCUCCAAAGUGUCACAUUUAUAUUUGUCCUUUCACCAAAGUAAAUAAAAAAGCUAAAAUUUUCACUUCAGUCAGAGUGACUGAAAUCACCAUCCAGGGACCAUUAAAGGGAAAUGCAUCUUAAGGGUUAAUGUGCUGAUAAAUCCCAGCAAUACGAUUUUGCUCGGUGUAAAGUUAACAGCUUUUUUCAGCCAAAAAGCCACACAGAAAACAGGCACCUGCAAAACUAGUGUUGACUUCUGUAAAUGAUUUAGUUUCUAUAGUUUUCAUCCACAGUUAGCAUAUAUAAUUCUGACACAAUGCGGAUAUUAGGGGCAGAUUUAGUUUAGUUGGCUGUUGAGAAAUUCUCCAUUCAUGCACAACAACAAAAGCAAAAGGGGACAAUAAGCUUGAAAUGGGACAUUUGUGAUUAUCUACCCCUGCACGCAGAUCUGACAGGUUUUUGUCUUUGGUAAUUUUCCACCUGCUUCAUGUACUUUAUCAUUUAUUUAACAGGGUUGUUUAUAUUGCAGUGUAAUUUUAUUUUAACAAAGCAAUAGAAUAGAAAUGCACUUUCUGAUCUUCCUCAAAUAAAAACCAGAUUUGCAUUGGGGAAAAGCAGCCAGAAAGCCAAUAGAUCAACAUUGCACAUGUUGAUGUGCGUGCUCUUUAACAUUCUUUAACAGAUGAAAAUACAAAUUUGAAAAUGUUCCUUUUGAAAGCAGGACCACACGUUGUGACCGUACUGCAUGCAGCUAUCACUUUCCUAUGAAUACAGUAAUCAUCCAAUGUUGACUUCCACGAUGGCUCCCUGUGUGAUUAGAAGCAUAUUUGAUAUGAAAAUACAAAGCUUCCAUACUUUGAGUGGCAUUUUUCAAAUUUAGGACAAAGUAUGUAAAACAAUGAAAAUGCAAAUCAUGCCUGUUUGGCAGGUAGUAGAAGACAGGACAUUGCCAUCACUCAUAGAAAUGGUUUUGGGGUACUGUUGGCCUUCAUUUGGUUCAGACAAUUGAGUCUAAAUGGCUUGAAAAAUGUGUCUAGUUUCAGUAAUGUACAUUAAAUGUUCUCUGCUUUGUGUGCCUCUCUGUUUGACAGGCAACGUAAGCCACGUUGAUUAGCAUAACUUUGUUUUCCAAGAUAACGGAUGUGUAAAACUGGCAGAAGUCGCAGCACGUGUACUGUAUAGAUUGGGUUAAUUAAAUAUCCACAUGAAGAGUUUUGUUCCAAAGUGAAGAGAUAAAAAUCACAUUAUCUCUGCAUAUAGCAUCAUAACGUCUAGUGUGGAAAAAGUUAAACAAAUCUUUAACAGAUGUAAUAAUCAAGUUUCAAGAUGAUAUUCCUGUUCUUUUGAAAUGAAACUCUCCAUCACAAGCUUCGUCAGUGUGCUGUGGACUUUGUAAUGAUUUAUGGACCAGCAAUGUUUAUUCCCCACUGACUUUGACUAAUGUUUGAGUUCUCUCUGCCAAAGCCACUUCUUCCAUUAGAAAUCCAAUGUAUUGUUUCUUAUAUUUAAGUAUUUGUGCAUUGAAGAAUUCAACAUUAAAUGUCAUUUUUUUAAAUGACUGAUAAUUGAAAAUGAAUGCAUACCUUUCAAUUUAUUUGAUUUUCCUACCAAUGUUAUUUGAUUGUAUAGUUACAGUAGGAGCUGUAGGGAGACCAAACUACAAAUGAAUUGUGAAGUUAUUAUGGAAAGCCAGUAUAUUAUAGGAGCAAAACGCUGUUCAGUUAGCAGGUGUUAAAUGUAUUAAUGUCCUCAAAGACAAUUUGCUGAAAUGUAAAAUGAUCAAAAUAAACAUGGACACACGCA